GUACGGCAGCAGACACCCGGCAACGGGCGGCUCAGAACCCGCCCCGCCAGCGGCAGCCGUUGGCGCGACAGGGCGUGCGACCUGGCACAGGUAGGGGUGGCACCCCCCCCCUCAAGACCUGGCACGGCCCUGGGCACAGCUAUAAUACCCCGAUGGUUCAUCCACGAGGUCUGCGUUCCACAAUACUUCCUUUAUCCUUAACCGUAUGUGUGCAACCCUGUCUUUGUCUAAGUGACUGGCGCAUUACUGCUGCUAUUCCCUAUUGUAGAAAAAUAGGCAGCAGGUAAAACUCGGCCGGAGCGAGAAGCGACCUCGCGCGUCCAUGGACUUUAAAUGACUGGCGACUGUGGCGACUCGUUGCGAGGUAAAGGGCCCGAGGCGCCCGAGGGCCUAAAUAAGUGGCGUGCUGCGCAGGAACAAACUCGGGGCCUGCCGGUGCCCAAGCGCAACAUGGCUUCCGUGCUCGAGAAGAUGCGCAACAUACAUCCCCAAGGUGGUCACCAUGAUUCUCGCACUGGAGCACGGCGCCACCAUCCUGACGCCGCAUCUGCAGGGUUUCGUGGUGGCGGCCAAGGGUACCAUUCCAUCCCUGCUGGAGGUGCCCAUCCUCCAAACUGCUGGUCUCAUGGACAUCGACACGGCCCCGGGGGACGAUCUGUGGCCGAACGGGGUGUCCUGUCCCGGCACCAGUUCAUCGUGUGUGCACGCCGCCAAGCUGACGGUGGUCAGCCUGCUGCGCGAGGUGCUAUACGCGCUCAAGGCGCUUUGCGUCCCGGAGCGGCCGGGGCAGUGGUCGCGGGCCAACCUGGAGUUGGUGCACGCAGCACUUGGGUGUGGGCCGUGGGGCUCGAGGACAGCCUGAUCCAGCGCCUGGCCACGCUGGCGGUCAUCCUCGGCGAUGUCUGCCUGGGGGAUGCCUGUGACGAUGCCUGCCAUCUUGCGAAGUACAUGUUCCCGCAUGUGCUGUUCUGUGAGACCGUGCGGGCCGUGCACGACGUGGUGCGCAGCAGCACCGAAGUCACGCUGGCGUACUUGGCGUCUGCCGGCCCGGGUGCGGCAGGUGCCCUUGGAGUGGGCAGCGCGGGCAGCGGCGCCUUCCGCGCCGGGAUGCUGGCGGCGGGCAAGGACCCGAGCGACCCCGCCGCGGUGGCGGCCGCCAAGGGUAGCAGCGCGGGCAGCGGCGCCUUCCGCGCCGGGAUGCUGGCGGCGGGCAAGGACCCGAGCGACCCCGCCGCGGUGGCGGCCGCCAAGGGUAGCAGCGCGGGCAGCGGCGCCUUCCGCGCCGGGAUGCUGGCGGCGGGCAAGGACCCGAGCGACCCCGCCGCGGUGGCGGCCGCCAAGGCUGGGCGGGUCCAUGACGGCAGGCCCCAUCUGGGCGGCUUCUACUUGACCUGCAAUGUGAAGAGCUGCAAUCACCGGCAGUUCACCAGUGCCAGUUCACCAGUGCCUGUUCACCAGUGCCAGCCCGCCCCCAACCUCCACUGCUGCGUUGUCCGCUACAGAACAGCCGCCGACCUGGGCACGUAGGUUGGGGUCAGCGAAUUAAUCCGUCAAGUCGGCUUCCUCGCCUAUCCCCAACCUGCACCUUAGAGGCCACGCCCCUUCCUUUCUUCGACGAUGACGCUCACGGCGACUUCCUCAAGGCGUGCUUGAGCGCCUCCUCCUUGGACAUGGAGUACGUCUUCUUCACACCGCACUUCUCACAUGUGCGUGGGAACAUCACCUUGUCCACGUGCCCAUCACCAACACGGUUCUGCAGGAGGUGCUCAUCAACCGCGAAGUGGUUGCUUGGGAGGCCGCGGCUGCUGCAGAGCGGGAUAACGGUGGGGCGGCAGAAGUGCACAAGGCGGUGCAGAGCGCUGUGGAGAGUGGUUGGCGAGCAUUUGCGAACUCAGCCGCGUCGUUUGAACCGUGGCUGCAGCGGCAGGGGCUGGAGCCAGGGCAUGACCCUUGGCUGGUCGCCGGGUUCCAAACCCAGCGCAAUGCAUGGGACGGCUGGGAGUUUGCCGGCUUCCUGCGCACGGACG
Messenger RNA from Chlamydomonas reinhardtii, 2027 nucleotides. RefSeq lists its product as uncharacterized. The record is from RefSeq and is a predicted model, not a curated record. NCBI's taxonomy places the organism in Eukaryota, Viridiplantae, Chlorophyta, Chlorophyceae, Chlamydomonadales, Chlamydomonadaceae. The transcript is spliced from 8 exons. The coding region runs from base 1288 to 1527 and encodes 79 amino acids.